AGAGCGAGAGAGAGAGAGAGAGAGAGAGAGAGCAGAAACACCUUUAUGUGCGUCGUCGUUUGUGAAAGUAGUUCCGGGCACUUAACCCAAACGGGGGAGAGUCCCGGAUGUUGGCUCGGCCGCCGAGAGAAAGGCGAACGAGAGAAGGCGGAGAGAAGCUGAGGAGGGACGCCACGGCACCGCGGGCACAACACCGGCGAAGCUACGACUACACAGGCUCCUUGCACUGGACGAUAACGUCAAGCGCACGGGACACUCCUGGGGAUCCCCCCGCUAGCCGAAGAAGAGGAGGUGGAAGGAAGGGGAGGGGGCAGUUACUCUGAAACUACCGUCAGGAUUACAGAGAGAGCCACCGUCACAGCAGCUUUCACCCAGAAGUUGACCUACAGAAGCCGAUAUGCUGAUGUCUUGAGCUGAGGGAGGCUUCAUCUUCAACCUGUCCGUCAUCUCCAUUUGUUAUUCCACUCCUGGUCUGCACUCCAUCAGCCACCAAGCGCCAACAAGAAACCACCCCCAAUUUCACCUCCACCUUUUCCCCACCCCCCUCCUGCCCAGCCUGCCGUCACCAUGACGUCGGAGCUGGAGAGCAGCCUGACCUCCAUGGACUGGCUUCCUCAGCUGACCAUGCAGGCAGCCAUCCGCAAGGCGGACGCCCAGAAUGCCCACGGGCCAGGCAUGGGCAAGAAGAGUACCCUGCUGGAUCCUAACACCACACUGGACCAGGAGGAGGUGCAGCAGCACAAGGACGGCAAGCCACCCUACAGCUACGCCAGCCUCAUCACGUUUGCCAUCAACAGCUCGCCAAAGAAGAAGAUGACACUGAGUGAGAUCUACCAGUGGAUCUGUGAUAACUUUCCCUACUACAGGGAGGCGGGCAGUGGCUGGAAGAACUCAAUACGGCACAAUCUGUCAUUGAACAAGUGUUUUCUCAAAGUGCCUCGCUCCAAAGAUGACCCAGGAAAGGGCUCUUACUGGGCCAUCGACACCAACCCAAAGGAGGACGCCUUGCCAACACGGCCGAAGAAGAGGCCGAGGUCUGGAGAGCGGGCUUCUACGCCAUACAGCCUGGAGUCGGAGUCUUUGGGGAUGGAGUGUAUGAUCUCUGGAAGUGCCUCUCCAACGCUGGCAAUCAACACUGUGACUAACAAGGUGGCGUUGUACAACACAGACCAGGAAGGGAGCGAUAGUCCUAGAAGCAGCCUUAACAACAGCCUGUCUGAUCAGAGUCUGGCCUCCGUCAAUCUCAACAGUGUGGGCAGCGUGCACAGCUAUACACCGGUGACCAGUCACCCAGAGCCUGUGUCCCAGUCAAUGAGCCUGCAACAGCCCCCCCAGUCCCAGUACAACAUGCCAGACAGGGAUAAGCAGCUCCUGUUCUCUGAAUUUGAAGAUCUCAGUGCCUCCUUCCGCAGCCUUUACAAGUCUGUCUUUGAGCAGUCCUUCAGCCAACAAGGUCUGAUGGGCAUACCGUCAGAUUCUUCCCAGCAGACCCACACCUCCUGCUCCUAUCAGCACUCCCCCAGUGGCACCAUUAGCACUCAGAACAGCCUGUCAAACAACCAACCCAACAAUCACCCCAACAGCCACUCCACCAACAGUGGCCAGGUGCCCCUGUCCCAUCCUGCCCAGGCCCACCCCGGCCACGGCUCGCCCCACGCACAGCACCUCUCGCAGCACGGCGGCCCCCACAACCAACACAACCAACACAGCCAACACGCCCAGCACAGCCAACACAGUCAGCACCCACAGCAUCCCCAGCACGCUGCUCAUCCCCAGCAUGCUGCGCACUCCCAGCAUGGGCAGCACCCAUCACAGCACCCGUCCCACGGCCAGCACCCACAGCAACACACGCCGCACCCCUCCCAACACACGCAGCACAGCCAGCACCCUUCUCAACACGGACAACAGCAUCAGAGCCUCUCCCACCAGCCCCAUCCUACCCAGCAACAGAUGGCCUGCAACACAGGUUUACUGUCUGACUGGUACCCAAAUCUGGAUGCACUGAAAGAAAGCUGUCGUAUUGCUAGCAGCUAUAACUGGGCUGAUGUCGACCUUUCACCUUUCCAAGGAUUAAGAGAGAGUAUGAGACAAGCAGAGUUGAACAAUUGGUCCCUGGAACCUACCCAGAUCGCCGACCUCUGCUCGUCCAUCAACCAGUUUUUUGCCCGCACCGGUGUAAUCCAGCCACAGGGGGCAGUGCAGCCUCCGGUUUGUCACGGCUCCAUGCACCCUAACAAACCCAGCCAGCACAUCAACACAGGAAAUCUCUACAUGGACUCCAGACAGAGCAUGUCCAUGAUGGGUCCUCCAGGAUAUCCCCACAUGCCCCCCAUGAACAGCACAGGACCCACAAUGACAGGACACCAUGCACAGAUGAACCAGCAGCACAUGAUACCUACCAGAAACUUCCAGAUGCAUCGCAUGCCAGCUGAUGACAUCCAGGAUGACUUUGAUUGGGACUCCAUUGUCUAGCCCUCCCAGAUCUCCUUUUGCUAAAAAAAAAGAAAAAAAAAAGGGAGCGAGGAGAGGAGGUGGAAGCCAGAGGAAGCCAGGCUGAGCUGAAAGGCCGCAGGAGGAGGAGGAGGCGGAGGAGGAGGCGGAGGAGGAGGAGGAGGAGGAAGAGGCCGCUGUGAGCGGGAUGCAGAAGAACAUUUGACAAGCUUUGGAGAAAGACAGACUUCAGAGUCCUGACAUUUUUACAAAAGCAAAGCAUAACUAGAAAAUGUUUAUUUGAAGACAAUCAUAUUUAGUCGGACAAGUUCAAGUGAUUGCUUAUGUUCUUGUCUCAAGACGAGUAGAACACAUUCACGUCUAAACCACAUGCUCCUCAGCUCCUCAGCCAGCCCUCUCCCCGUCCCUAGCCAGCAGCCUUCCAAAGUCCGAACCCCUCUCCCCCCCGACCCCCUGCUCCGUAACUGUUAUGUGAUUUGAGCGACGUGUUCAGCUUGUAAUUCUUCUCGUGUUGACAUUGGCCUCAGCUGCCUCUUGGAUGAGUUUAUCUCUCAUCUAUCUAUCAUCUAUCUCUCUAAGAAAAAAAAAUUAUUUUGUUUUUAUUUUUUGUUUUUAAGAAACACAGGCCGUCUCUGUGAGUAAUGUGAUGGUGCUCGUUGGUCACUUUUGGGAGAAAGUGGGCCCCACGUUGGCUGAACUGGUGGUAACAUUAGGUUUACAAUAAGUGAGGUUUUGAACAGGGUGUUAAAUGUUUAAACAGGCUUGAUUUGAAACGAAGAGAUCACAGAAAGUGUCAUGAUCUCUUUUCAUAGCCAACCAAUGUGAUCAGGUUCAUUGCAACAGACUAGUAAUGGGAGUGCAGCAACUUUUUUCUUUCUUUGUUCUCAGUCUCAAGCACUUCAAGAUGAGUGAAUAUGAUGUGUGAGAAAAAGGUGGAAGCAGGGAAGUUGAGACAUUUUAUGUCUUUUUAAGAUUCAUUCAACCCAAAGUAACUUGAGGUUUAGCUUCUCUAUCAGAAGCUUUUGGUAAAUUUUUCAACAAAUUCACAUUCUCAAGAUAGUUUAAAUGGUAAAGGUCAUCAGUUUUAGAUGAUCAGCCUAUUGAUCAUUAACCAAGCUGUUAUCAUUCAAAAAUUAUGAACUAGCUUGCUAGAUAUUUUUGAGAUAAUAAAGAAACUUUGAUUUUGAAAGUUUUAUUUUCAAACUGAUUUUCCUCAAUCAUGGUCAGAUUUCUUGAAACAACAAAAAAAAACUAUAGUGGAAGAUUUUAAAAAAGAAAAUAUUUUAUUAUCUAUUUAAACGUUCUAAUAUUGGUUUUCAUAUCUGCCUCAACACCCUGGUGUCGGUUGGACUCUGCUUUGCAAGCAAGUAGUUGUUUAAAAGUGCUGUUCAAGUCAGUUGCUUGGUCUUAUUAAAGGUAUACUCUACAUUCUGGGGAAAAUGGUAUUUUGCUAAGUGAGGACAUUGUAUGUUAAAUAUGGUUAGCUCAGGUUCGCUCAAAGACAGACAUAGGGGAACCUAUGUCUAAUUGUAACAAAAUCUGCCCGCUAGAAUCUCUAAAUCUCAUUAAUUAACAUAUCUUGUUUAUUUAAUAUGUAUAAUCACUAAACCUAAAACUGUUUUAUUUGCAGACAUUUCUUUUGCUGGUUGGAUUGCCUUCCUGCAGAGUUUCUCUGUUAAUUUGUGAGCUUUAGAGGUUCUAGUAGGCAACUGUUUCCCCUUGUUCUGAGUCUUUGUGCUAAGCUAACCAAACUUACCUGGCAGUAGCUUUGUAUUUACCAUAAAGAUUCUCCUCAUGUUUACUUAUUGCAAAUUAAGUGUGCAAGUAUGUUUCUUAAAAUGUUAGACUACACCUUAACUAAGAGUAAGCUAAGCUGACUGUGUGCUGGAGGUGGCCUCAUAUUUACCGUAUAAUCUACACUUCAGUUGUAUGCAAACCACAUUAAAGUGUCAUAAGUAAAACAUAAAUAGCCUGUGUGCAAUUUUGAGAGUAAUGGUUUCAAGCGUCACUGACCAGAAACAUCACCAAUAGACUAAUAAAAUCUAUUAAAAUAAAAAAACGGAAGCUUCCCAAACAUAAAUAAUACUUUGAUUAAUGAUCAAUAGGAGAUGCAUCAGAUGUUUGAAAAAGGCAACCAGCCACAAGUUUACUGUAAGUUUUUACGUCCAGAUUCAUGCCUUUUUCCGCCCUGUCGUACAUCAGUUAGUUUUCAAUGCUACAUUCAGUGUUUAUUGUCACUUCUGGCAUUUAAAUUAUGGAGAAACGAUUCUUGUUUUAACUGCCCAAUGUUUUGUUGUGAUAGUUCGAUAGCGUGCGAUUUUUGCUAUGAUACAAUCAUAACAGAAUGAGAAAUGUGACUCAUGAUACAGUACAUACAGUCUGUGUGUGUGUGCGUGCGUGUGUGUGUUUGUUUGUUUUUUGUAAUUUGGGGCUAUGAUUGAUGGCUGCAAUCUCUAUGCUAUCUAUGAGCACAAUAGCAGAUGCACACAGUGAGUGAAGAUGAGAUGUGAGACAUGCAGUUUUUCUUUUUUUUUUCUUUUUGUGGGUUUCUCAAGCACAGAACAGGGAAAUCAGCGGUUCUGGAAACCUCUAACAAGUGGCUCCUCAAUCAGACAGGUGCUGAACUUUAGAGACAUUCUGUUAAAAAAUGAAAAAAUGAAAAAGAAAAACACCGUUUGCACACCUUUAAUUGAUAGUAACAGAUUUUUAGGAUGCAAAGCACCUCCUGGAUCUCACUCACUGAAUCAUUCUGUCAUUUAUUCAUGCACUCAGUUAUCUGACCCUGAGAGGGAAUUAUGAGGCUUUGUCCACAGUCGACAGUGAACAGAAUUAUUUCUCCUCUGCAGGACUGCUGAAAUCUGUGUGGUGCUUUGCAUCUAUGACACUGUGAGUCCUUGUUAAAAGGAAUAGUUCAACAUUUUGGGAUAUACACUUAUUUGUGUUCUUGCCAAAAAGAUUGUUAUCACUUAAUUUCUGUACAGUAAAUAUUAAGCUACAGCCUGUUAGCAUAAAGACUGUAAACAGGAGCCAGAUCUAGACUGAAAUUUUAAAUGUCCAACCAAAAAAAAGAAAAUCCUCUGAAUCCUCUGAAACGCAUAAACGCAAACUGCCUGACCAAAGCAACUGCCCCGUAGCUCUCAGCUGGGAGAUGCAGCGGCUAGCUCGCUACGUUUGACAAUCUCUCUUAGCCUUUUAGACUCAUGAACACAUAAACAGCUGUGUUAAAAGCCAAAAUGCCACAAUCGUGUAAACACAUGAAAAGCAGUUAUCUCGAUCUGAAAAGGUUAUAUAAGCAGACUUACAGUAGGCCUGAAAGACACAAGGCUAGCAUCAGCCACAGCAACAGGUUUGUAUUUAUUUAUUUUUUUUGUUAUUGUGAGCAUUUUAAUUCAUUGCUGCUCAGAUGUUAAGAAAUUCUCUACACAUACAAUAACAAAAAAAAAAAAAACGCUUUUAGAAGAGCUUACCAACCCGAGCUUUAAGCUAACUGUCUGCUUUCUGUUGGACAUGAAAAUGAUAUCGAUCUUCUCCUCAAACUCUCAGCUGGAAAGCACAAAUAAAUGUAUUUCCCCAAAAUAUCAAACUGUUCCUUUUUAGGAUGAUUUGACAACGAGGGUCUCCAGUGGUCGCCGUAGUCUUGUUUUCAUAUUGGAUGACAAUCAUGGAUUCUUUUUUAUGAUAUUACAUAUUUGUUAUUGUGAGAAAAAAGGCACUUUCAAGUCUCCCUCGGUUGUUUUAUCAGAUACAGAUAGACCCAUGUAGGUUAUUUGAAGCUAGACCCAGCCCAGUUUUAUAUCGUAGAUCUGUUAAAUUGCACUGUGCUGCAGGUGAAGUCAAGUUCUCUUCUAUCAACUGAUGAUACUGCCAUUCAUUUUAUUAUUAUUUUUUUAUAUAUAUUUUCAGGUAAUAGCUUUGUGUAGUUACUUAUAAUUUUGUUCAACUGCCAGAAUUUUCUUAAUUAGCACCCGCUUAGUCAGUUGAGUGACCCUGAAACCGUGACUCUCUUAGGGUGAGUGUGGGCCAAAGGACUGCAACUUGAAGACAGCAGAUGGAAUAAAGAGCAUCAGUGUGUAUUCAUUUGGACUCUAUGGGGCUACAGUAAAGAACGCCCUGUGAGCGUUGGCUGGUGUGAAGGUGACGUGCGUUUCAGCUCUUCCAGGCGAAGACCGCGAGCGCACAAGCUACUAAAAACAAAAAAAUUGAGCUAACGGAUGUGGCUAAAAGGGAAAAAAAGGUGAAGACAAUGACUGGAUCACAAUCACAAUUUUACAUUAUGUCUGUAUGUGUGUGUGUGUGUGUGUGUGUGUGUGUGUGUGUGUGUGUGUGUGUGUGUGUGUUGGCUUGUGUGAGCUCUUUUUAUCAGAAAAAGACGAUUUUUAAGUUUAAAAAAAAAUUCCGCUGGACAUGUACCUGCCAGAGAGAUUACUAUUCGGGGGGGGGGGGGGGGCGGGAAAAGACGAAAAGAUUAAAAAAAAUAAAUAAAUAAGCCUUGUUACAAUGUGGGAGAGAACUGCCAACAAGUACUGCUGAUUGGGGCCUAUUUUAUUCAGUGCUGGUGUGUUGUUGUGCUUGUACAUAUAUGUCUUUUCAAUCAUCCCUUUUUUCCUCUUGGGGGUGGGGUAUCAAGGCAGGGGUGGGUCUUAUUCACGAAAGAGAGGAGGUAAAAGAAUAGAGUAUUUUGUUAUUGUCCAAUCAGAGGGUGACAGUAUGUAUAUAUCUAUAUUGUAUAUAUGUGAUGAAAAUGCGUUGGCUUUUUGUGUGACACUACCUUUUACCUGUACUAUGGUUCUACAUUCAGUGUUUCAGUGUUGAUAAUAUAUAUUUGUUUUUGUUUUAUUUCGUUUUUGGUUUUGUUUUGUUUUGUUUUUGAUUUUGUCUUUGUCAUUUCUUGUAUUUUUUUCCUCCUAUUUGUCCUUUUUUUGUUUAUUGCACGGUUUAUUACUUUUGUUGUCCGAUGAGGUGACACAGCUACUCUUUGUAUUCGUUUAGUGCUGUAAAAUAACUCAAGUGUUAUUAGAAUUUGUCGAUACCACCGCCCACCCCACCCCCCUUCCCCCAAUAUGCAUGAAUGGCACUUAAAGAAAUAAAAUAUGGUAACUUCACUGUGGA
Acanthopagrus latus (yellowfin seabream) is the source of this 7560-nucleotide messenger RNA. RefSeq names its product forkhead box J3 (gene foxj3). The transcript has 12 exons. Bases 568 to 2472 code for a protein of 634 amino acids. Gene Ontology annotation, cellular component: nucleus. Lineage: Eukaryota; Metazoa; Chordata; Actinopteri; Spariformes; Sparidae. Gene Ontology annotation, molecular function: RNA polymerase II cis-regulatory region sequence-specific DNA binding; DNA-binding transcription factor activity, RNA polymerase II-specific. Gene Ontology annotation, biological process: regulation of transcription by RNA polymerase II. The record is from RefSeq and is a predicted model, not a curated record.